Molecule: messenger RNA, 468 nt
Organism: Ylistrum balloti
Lineage: Eukaryota; Metazoa; Mollusca; Bivalvia; Pectinida; Pectinidae
Exons: 4
Coding region: 1-468 (155 amino acids)
Molecular function (GO): protein binding
Source: RefSeq, a predicted model, not a curated record
AUGGGUUUCACUUCUACGAUUUUAGCAUCUGUCAUUGUGACUCUUGUUCUUGGCGACAGUAUUCACCUUUGUGACGACAUAGCUCACCUGGACUGCUCGUCUUACGUGUUAGGAGACACGGACGAGGAGGUGUGCGAUAACAGGAACGUACUCUAUCAAAAUUUCUGUGAAUACAGCAAGGCCAAAUGCGCUGACAACUCGAUAUCGAUUGCCUCCCUUGGUGGUUGUUAUGACCCUCACCGCCCCGUGGAGAUCUACACCACCACCAGACCGACAAUUGUCACCACUACACUGGACCCUAUAUCAGAUAUCUUCUGCAGAUAUAGUGGCAAUAUCACGUGUUCAUCUGAUCUGGCACCAGUAUGCGCAAGCAAUGGUCAGCUGUAUUUCAACAAAUGCGACUUUGCUUUAGCAUACUGCAAAGACAAAACUUUGGCACUUCAGAACACGGAACUUUGUCAUCACUGA